Chanos chanos (milkfish) is the source of this 1406-nucleotide messenger RNA. RefSeq names its product methionine sulfoxide reductase B3 (gene msrb3). Gene Ontology annotation, molecular function: peptide-methionine (R)-S-oxide reductase activity. The transcript has 7 exons. The record is from RefSeq and is a predicted model, not a curated record. Gene Ontology annotation, biological process: response to oxidative stress; protein repair. Gene Ontology annotation, cellular component: cytoplasm. Lineage: Eukaryota; Metazoa; Chordata; Actinopteri; Gonorynchiformes; Chanidae. Bases 167 to 727 code for a protein of 186 amino acids.
AGCCAAUGCACGAACACGAAAACGAGUCGCGACCAAUUUAUAGCUUGAGUUUUUACGUUGCAUUGACGUUAUUUCUUCUUGCUGCCCGAGAGGUGGUAGUUUUGCUGGCGGUCCUUUCUUGCUGCUCUCUCUCUCUCCAGCAGCAGCAGUAGCAGCAGCAGCAGCAAUGUCGGGGUUCAAUCUGCUGCACCUGGUGACCAAAAGCCAACCUGUGGCUCUCAAAGCCUGCGGGCUCCCCUCAGGAACAUGCCGCAGCAAGAAGACAUGGCCUGUCACUUUCCCCCAAGAGGAGUUGAGAAAGCGUCUGACGCCCAUGCAGUACCAUGUCACUCAGGAGAAAGGCACAGAGAGUGCCUUUACAGGGGAGUACGCAGACAACAAAGAAGAGGGAACCUAUACAUGUAUCGUCUGUGGAGCACCACUGUUCACAUCAGAUAAGAAAUUCGACUCUGGAUCAGGAUGGCCGUCCUUCUUUGAUCUGAUAAAAGAGGAAUCAAUAACACUGACAGAUGACUUCUCCUAUGGCAUGCACAGAGUGGAAACCACCUGCAGUCAGUGUGGGGCUCACCUGGGCCACCUGUUUGAUGAUGGACCCCGUCCGACAGGAAAGCGCUACUGCAUAAACUCUGCAUCCCUUGGCUUCCAACCAAAGAACAAGGCUGCCCCUUGCAACAGCAAUGGACCAGAGGCUAGUGGAGGUACAGGGUCCUGCAAAACUAAGCUCUAAGGAGGAUUUCUGAAAGAGAACGGUUGCCUCGACCAGUUGAAGACCGGUUUAAUGCUGUAAAUUCCAGCCAUGUAUUCACACCUCUCAUAUUUAUGCAAGAUCAUUACAAAAAUACAUUCAUCACACCAAAUAUGUAUCAGUACUCCAGUGUAAUUGUAUGAGUGGCCAUGUUUGUUCCAUAAGUCAGUGAUAACUGCAGGUCUAAAUAUUACAAAUAGUGACAGCCAGGGAUACAUGGUCUCAGACUUAUGCCGUGCAAUAGUUUUGAAUAUUUUACAGGAAGCUUUUGAUAGUGUAAAACUACAGACUAUAGUGAAAAGCCUUUGCUUGGAAAUGAAUUAUAUAUGUGUACUUUCUCAGAGCAAUGUGUUAUUUUUGAAGUGACAUUUGAUACGGGGAGGUCGGUAGUUUAAGGAAAACUCUAUGCAAGUACUCCUGUGAGCGGUAAAAUAAGCAGCAAGCUGAGAACAAAGCAUUCUUUCAAAUAAAACGGAACAGAUGACCCAUGUUUAGUCUGAACACAAAUGUAGCCUGACUUUUAAGGGUGCUUUCUCGUCUCCCGCCUCUCGGUGCCUCUUACAAUGUUGUAGAAUAUUUUUCUGGGUUUGAUUUUCAUGAUUGUUUUGAGAAGUGCUAUUAAAGAAUUAUACAAUAAAAUGUUAUGAACUUGAGAAAUCUA